GUCUCUGUGUGCUCCGCCUGUGAAGGAUACCAUCAUUACUGCUGUCAGAUUGAUUGCAAUGCUUGAAAGAAUGUAAAUCUGGAUAGGCUACGAUACGUUGAUCAGGGAAUAAUUUUGUUGGAAGAUGCUGCGUUGCGGCAAGCAUCCCGACCAGCCUGGCAGUGCAACACUGGUUCAACCAAUGGUGAGUUUGAGGCAGGACUAUAUGUUUUUGAAUGUUUGAUAAACCUGCUUGAAUUUUUUUUUUGUUUGUUUAUUUUUCUAUUCCAUUUCAUGCCAUCAGUGCUGUUGAAAUUUCACACUUCAGAAGCUUUACAUAUUUGUCUGCAGCUUGUAUUUUUUCAAGUCGCAUCACAGUGACUCCGCUUGCUGACCAACCGAUCAGACGAAAUCAAAGAACGGACGGGUGUUUCGUCAUUUAGAACAAAAUCUGAUUUUCAUUUUGUUUCGGUGGUUCGUAACAGUUCGCCAUGGCAAACUUAUAGGAAAACUUAUUUCCGGCUGCAAAACAACCUACUGCAAUUGGUCCACAUCAUCAGUGUGACCUGGAGCUCCACCUACUUUGAGGCCGACAGCUGAUUCCUGCUCAUUCAGUUAAAAUCAGUCACCAUGAACACCCCUGUGCAGAUUAAUUUGCAAGCUGGUGCGAAUCUUUACAAUCAGUUGUGUAGAGACAUUUUUCAAGACCAUGUCAUGCAGUUUUUUGCUUAAUUAGUGUACAAAAGGAAUAAAAUCUACUCAAAUACUCUAAAGUGCCCAUUCACUGUGUAUGUUGUUUGAUAUGCUACUUCACUCGUGUGCCAUAUGCUAACGAAAUAGUCAUUCUUUUGUCUGUAUUCUGCCCAUUCACACUUUCUAUAAACCCAUAUUAUGGCAUAUUAGGCACAUAUUAUGGCCACGUAUAGCUCAGCUGUUUCAAACUGCUUUUACCUCUGAACGAAGAAUGAUGAACAACUUCUCCGUAAGUGUGCUAGGUGUAGCAGUCUGCAAUGUCACUCAACAGUCAACUAGCUUAGGAAAAAACUGGAGAAUUUGUAGUAUGGGUGUAGUAGGGUGGAGUAGUAAUGAAUUACUGGUAUUUGUCAGCUUGAUUCUUGAACUGGCUAAGGUUGAGGAAUAGAGAAACUGGUUGAAUGGGUUGAACACCUUGAUGCCGUCAGCGUGCUUCAGUUUUCUAAGCAUUGCUGCAGUAAACCCUUGAUUCUGUUUUUUUUAGUAAGUCUUUCUUAAUCAAAGGGAGCUUACUAUGCUUACUGUCAUGCUUGAUUUAUAAUGCUUUUUUGUUUGUUUCUUUUGUAUAUAGAGUUCAUUCUGGGAUUGCUUAUUUUUACAUGUGAGAGAAUGGAAAGAGACUUUCCAAAUGUGGCCUGUGGGGUUGGGCUUUAGCAGCAUUGCUUAGAGAGCAACAACUGUGAAUUCUGCAAGAAAUGUACUUUAGAUGUGUUUAACGUUACAUUUCUUUUUUUUUGUUUUUUUUUUAGGGAUGCUAUCAUGCAGUAAGUGUGAAAUAAGUAAACUAAAGCUAACUGUAAUCAUUGACUUUAUUAGGAAAUUGCAGUUAUUUUUACCAACUGACAUUACUCUUUCUUUCUCCUUAGGUUAAUGCUUGAUAACUAAAAGGCCCCAGAAUUGAUCCUUUCAUCUCACACAGCUUCAUGUAUUUCCUGAUUAUCGUCUGCACUUUUACUGUUUCUACAUUCCUCCCUCCUCGGCGUUAAAUCAAUCACAGGACAGACAGCAUUGCUAUGGAUACGGAGUCCAUCCACUCUGGUUAUUCCCACCACUCCAACAGAUCACGGGGAUCAAACAAACAGAGUGAUCGCAGCAGCAGGGAUCGGCACAAAUCGCACAGCCGAGACAGCAGCAGCCGCUCAGACAAAAAUGUCAUCAUAAGUGCAUCGUCAGCCCAGCCACAGCAACCAGAUCAGAGCUCCGCCCCUACAGACGCCCAGGAUGACAACUGGGGCGAGACCACCACAGCGGUCACCGGAACAUCAGAUCACAGCUUGUCUCAAGAGGACUUGGCUGGCUUCGGGAAGGAGACGGACACUCCAGCUGAGAAGUUGAACUGUAUACGCUUUCUUCCUUUGGUCCUCACCCUCCUCCUGGGACUGCUGGUCCUGGUCACCCCCCUGGCCUUCCUGGUGCUUCCCCAGCUGGUGUGGCCGGAGCGUCUGCAGGCUUGCGGCACAGCCUGCGAGGGCCUGUUUCUCUCACUAGCUUUCAAGCUCCUCAUUCUGCUACUGGCCGGAUGGGCAUUGUUUGUGCGUCCGACGAGAGCCUCCCUUCCUAGGAUAGCUGUGUUCCGUGCCCUGCUUGGGUUGCUAACACUCCUUCUGCUGCUCUCUUAUUGGCUGUUCUUUGGGGUGCGCAUCUUGGAUUCACAGGACGAGAACUACCAGGGCAUCGUGCAGUUUGCUGUGUCAUUGGUGGAUGCUCUGCUGUUCAUCCAUUACCUGGCAGUGGUGCUGCUGGAGAUCCGGCAUCUGCAGCCCUGCUUUUCUCUUUGUGUCGUGCGCUCCACUGAUGGAGAGACUCACCACUACAACCUGGGACUACUGAGCAUACAGCGGGCAGCUCUGGUCAUUCUAGAAAACUAUUAUAAGGAUUUCUCAGUCCACAACCCUGCCCUACUGACAGCUGCUAAGUCCAGGGCAGCUAAACAUCUGGCUGGCUUAAAGGUCUAUGAUGUAGAUGGUGCUGGUAGCGAGGCUGCAACUGCUCAGUCUCGUGCUAAAAUCGCUGCUGCUGCCCGGCACAGAGACACCAGCCACAACGAGCUGUACUAUGAGGAAGCAGAGCAUGAGAGAAGAGUCCGGAAACGCAGGGCACGACUGGUGGUGGCAGUAGAGGAGGCGUUCACACAUGUUAGACGGCUGCAGGAGGAGGAGAAAAAGAAACCGCCGGGAGAUGAGAUGGAUCCUCGUGAGGCAGCACAGGCCAUCUUCCCAUCCAUGGCAAGAGCACUGCAGAAAUAUCUGCGCACCACCCGACAGCAGCACUGCCAUAGCAUGGACAGCAUUCAGGCCCACCUUGCGCUCUGCAUCACAAACAACAUGACCCCAAAGGCAUUUCUAGAGAGCUAUCUGGUCGCUGGGCCCACACUGCAGUAUGGGAGAGUGUGCUUGCAGGCUAGGCAGUGGAUGUUGGUCAGCGAGGCAUCUGUCACCAGUCCUCUCCGUCAUGGCACUGAGUUCCAGCUCAAAUGUAAUGACUUCAGCUUGGUGGUCACCAGCAAAGAUAUCCCUCAUGUCAAACUCAGCGAGGAGUUCGUCCACCCCAAGUCCCACAAGUUCGUACUGCAAAUGCAGUCCGAGACCUCCGUUUGAUGGAUUCAAUUUUUCUUUGUCGAUUUUGUUGUCUACACAUGUACAUUUUGGACUAAUACUAUUUUGUUUUAAAUUCUUUUUCACUUUUUCACGAUUUAUAAAUGGCAUUUUACAUACUGGAUGUAUUUUGAUACAAUAUUUGUUAUGGCCAUGAACAGAUAAUAAUAAAAAAAAACAACUAUGUAUUGCAUUACCUAGUGCUGGCAGGUGUGAUUGUGCAUUUGUGCUGUUUGUCUGUGUGUUACACUGUGCAAAUAGCAAAUACAAAUGACAUCAUGUGGUUAGCAACAGACAUUUUGGGCAGAGUUUUGUUUUUUGCAGGUAGACGUUAUUUAGCGCGCGUGUAUGUAUAAAUGAGAAAGCAACAAAGCAUGUUUAUUAAAAACAAGCCCAUUAAUGCUGCCUAAAGCUUGAAAUUUCUUUGCUAAUGAAAGCACAAAAGAGAAUAACAACCUGUCAUGCCUUUUUUCUACUGCUCUAAAAAAAAGGAUAAUGUACAUUUUGUUUUGCAUAUAAAAAAGGAAGAUUGUGUUGUAUUAGAUUUUUCUACAUUGUUCAGGUAUGUUACAGCAUACAUUUUCCCCAUGGCUCAUAAACAGCUCAUCGUAUUUGAGUACUGUUCAUGACAUCCAAUGCAUUGUGUUUGGUAGGAGUUUAAUUUACUGACCAAGCAUACAAAACUAUGCCGUAACAAAUUAAAAGUCACAAACAAAUGUCUUGCAACUAUUACUUAUCAGUGUUAUAUUCAUUCAUUCAUAAAUUUUAUAUGUAAGGCAAAUUAACUUUUAGUUUAUUUUAAGAGUUUUAAAAUGGCAAAAUUUCCUAUAGAACAGAACAACAGAAAUGUCAAUACUUUGCUUCAUUGUGUCAAUGGAAUGCAAAGACUUGGGAUGACCUCACCAGAAAAAAAAAUAUUUGGGUGAUUUAUGUGGGUUUUAUUAUUAUUAUUAUUAUUAUUAUGUCAUUUUUGCUGGUGGAAUCAAUUGUGUAAAUGUUUGCUAACCUAACACUUGAAAAUCUCAAUCAGGAAAUUCUGUGGCAAUUUCUUGAUUGUAAAACACUGGAUGUUGGACGAAAACAUGCGUUGCAUCCUCUGUUCAUCAGAUUCUUGUGGCAGAUUCUUAGUAAAUUUUAAACAGUAAUUUUUUUGUUUACUGAUUCAGAGCCAUUCCUCCAUGUAUCUGUAUAUAUUAUAAAUAUGGAAUAUUUCAUAUGCUGUACUGUAUGUAUAUAUUUCAUUUAUUAGUGUAUGUAGUUCACAAUCACUUUGUGUACAAUCCAGCAUUUGCUUGUAUGUUUAUAUAAUGCUAUAAUUUUGAUUUUACUUAUUACUGUAAUCACCAAAAUGUCAUUCAAUUUGGCCUGUUGAAUCCCUGAAAUGAAUUGUCUUGAUUUGUGUAAACCAUUCAUAAUGAGGAUUGUUUUGUGAGACAAAGGACAUUGCAGCAAAUUCAUAUGCUGAUUUUGAGCCCUUAACCUUGAUUUAUUUUAAAUUUUUAUGGAAUUUAUUGUCAUUGGAAAAUUUAAGUUAAACACAUGCUGUUUUUAAAUGACGUUUUGGUUUCUGAAUUAGAGCAAAGGUCAAUUCUAAAGUACAGCCAUCUUUUUUAUAAAUAGUUAAAAAAUCUAAAGCACAAAUUAUCAUAAAGUGUCCACAAUGUUUUUAUUUAUUGUUUUCUAUAUUAUCCUGUAACAAGUUGGACAUUCUCUUUUUCUGAAGGACCAAUCACAUGCAUAAUGUCAUGUCAAGUGAAAUAUAAUGUGUGAUAAAUAUAGAAUUGUUGGUUUGAGUUCAGCAAUCCAAAAGUCUCCCAUCUACUCUCUUGUUUAACAUGUAAUGAGUUUAUAUUGGGUGCCCAAUGUGAAGUGCCCAGUGCAUUCCAUAGCAAAAACCAAGCCAUGAAGUCUCUACAGACUUCAAAAACAUUAGCAACAAAUUACUUGUUUGGUACACUGUGGCCUCCAUUAGCAUCUAAUAGAAUGGUUUGGAGUUUCCAGCCUAUGUGGGUACUAAGAAAUGCCUUAAUCAAAAAGGUGGACAAAAACCAACUGGCCAUUCAAGAAAAGCUUCAGAAUUCCUGAGCAGAGGUGCAUCUACUAGAUGAAUAACCAUCUCUACAGGACUACAUAAUGUUUCUAUAUGGGAAUUAGACCGAAUGCAUUCUUAAGUAAAAUGUUAAUGACACUCCUCCCUGGAGUUUACCAUUCUCCUUUGCAUUAGAAUGACCAGAAGCACAAAAUCGAUGGCAAGUAUCUGAAAGCUGAAAUACAAACAACUGCCCCAUAAAAAUCUGUUGAACUUGAGCCCUACAGAAAAUCUGUGGGGAGACCAAAAGAUUGGAGUUAACCGAUGCUCCACAUACAAUUUGACAGAGCUUUAAGGACAUCUGUUAAGUGAAUUAAGAAACUGUCCCAAACCAUGUAAAUGGUUGACUCGUACUCCAGAAAACUCACUGAAAAAAGUGUGGAAUUACGGCCCUGAAUACUUAUUAAUUUAUUUGUCAUGAAUUUAUUAGAAAUGCAUGUUGUAAAUACUACACAUGUGUGGCAGCGGGGGUGUGGUCAAGCGCCCGUCAGGGAGAGGAAGCGGUAAGGGCGCUUGCACCUGAGCUAAAUCAUGUCUAACACCUGUCUCUAAUUCCAGUGAGCAUGGGGAGAGCGGCAUAAAAGCAGCCACAGAACCUCCAGACCGGCAGAGAGAGUGCACAAGGGAACCCAGUGUUCCCAAGAAAGACUGUAAAGAAUUUAUGUACAAUAAGUGUGUCAAGGAAUAUUAAAAACCUGUUACCUGUGAAAGAUUCCUGUGUUUUCCCUCUCACAGAGCGAGAGCGUUC
Xyrauchen texanus (razorback sucker) is the source of this 6163-nucleotide messenger RNA. RefSeq names its product vang-like protein 1. Gene Ontology annotation, biological process: multicellular organism development. Gene Ontology annotation, cellular component: plasma membrane. The record is from RefSeq and is a predicted model, not a curated record. NCBI's taxonomy places the organism in Eukaryota, Metazoa, Chordata, Actinopteri, Cypriniformes, Catostomidae. The transcript has 9 exons. Bases 1746 to 3329 code for a protein of 527 amino acids.